Anopheles marshallii is the source of this 1491-nucleotide messenger RNA. Its product is annotated as WW domain-binding protein 11. The coding region runs from base 1 to 1491 and encodes 496 amino acids. Gene Ontology annotation, biological process: mRNA cis splicing, via spliceosome. Lineage: Eukaryota; Metazoa; Arthropoda; Insecta; Diptera; Culicidae. Gene Ontology annotation, cellular component: spliceosomal complex. The record is from RefSeq and is a predicted model, not a curated record. The transcript has a single exon.
AUGGGUCGCCGUUCGAUCAACACCACCAAGAGUGGUAAAUACAUGAACCCGACGGACCAGGCCCGCAAGGAGGCGCGCAAGAAGGAGCUGAAGAAAAAUAAAAAACAGCGACAAAUGGUUCGGGCGGCCGUGCUCAAAGGCAAAGAUCCGGCACAGCUAAUCGAAGAGAUGGAAAAGAUCGACGAGAUGGAGUUUAACGUGUAUCAACCGUCGCCGCUGAACGAGAAAGUGCUGAAGGAAAAGCGCAAGAAGCUGAAGGAAACGCUGGAUCGCGUUAUGCGUCUGUACCAGGCGGAUGAUCCGGAGCUAUGGGCGGAUUUGAAACGCAAGGAGGUUGAUUACGAAAAGCGCCGUAACAAACGCAUCCAGUACUAUGAAAGUGUGCGCCAUGCGGAACAGGUACAGGUGGACGAUAUUCCGCUGCCAUCCGCUACCGAAACACCCACUCCGCUUUCCAUCCCGCGCAUACCGAUGCCACCGAAUGUGGCACCGCCCAGUAUAGUGCCACCGUUAAGGAGUGUGCCACCACCGGCUCCGUUGCUGAAGAAACCGGUUGAAAAUCCUAUAGAACCGACCGAACCGGUGGAUGACGAUGACGGUAUACCGGGUUGUCCGCCGGGUCCUCCGCCCGAUCUGUUCGACAUGCCCGAGCUGGAUUACGAUCUGGAGAACUUCCACGCGGAAACACAGAAAAGUGUCAAGUUCUACGAUGAUGGUGACUCGAAGGACAACACGGAAGAAUCGGAUGGUGGUGAGAAGCAGGUAAAGCAACCGAAUACCGUGCAGCAGAAGAUGCUUGCCCUGUCCGGGCAAAACAUUGACGAUUUUAUGAAGGAAAUGGAAAGCGUACAAAAGAAAAAGGAACAAUCACACGACCAUGCGCCAUCCUUGUCCUCUAUCCCGACACCUUCCGCUCCACCGUUACCGAACCCGGCCCCUGCUCCCGAUGCUGCAAUGCCCAAGUUCAUGCCGAUGCCAUCGUCCAUCCCGAUGCCUGCACCUCCCGGGUCAAUGCAACCCCUAAUGAUACGGCCACCACCUCUAAGGCCACCCGGUCUCUCUGGUAUGCCAGCCGGGCUACGUAUGCCUGGACGACCCGGCAUCCCUGGAGGACCACCGCCCGGUAUGCCACCACGGAUGGGCAUUCGCAUGCCACCGGGACCACCGGCAGGACCACCACCCAAGCACAUACAGCAACAGCGCAACAUGCAACUUCAUCAGCAAGCCCAACAGCAACAGUUGCUGCAGCAGAAGGAUCCAAAAAGUGCCACCAUUUCGGCGAAACCGCAAAUUCGUAACCUCAGUGCAGACGUUACGCGCUUUGUGCCCAGUGCGCUGCGUGUGAAAAAGGACGAAGUACGCAAGGCGAAACCACCGGCAAGACCAGUGCACGAUCAGCACGAUGCGCGUACAGUUAGUGCGGACCCAUCGAAACCAACGAAAGACGACGCCUAUAUGCAGUUUAUGCGCGAGAUGGAAGAUUUGCUGUAG